GAUGUACUAUUUGGCUAAGUUUGGGGGAAGCAUCAAGUAUGCGUGGUUGUGAGAGUGGAAGACCGAGUGUACUUGAGUAUGGUGUGAGUGUUUUGUGUUAAAUUGUCUUGUUACAUUUUGAAUUUUACUUAUUUGUAUUACAGUUAAUAUUUAUGUUUUGUAAGAACCCUGUUGAAAAUGAGAUAAAUAGAAAAGAAUUAUGGAUUUGGCCCGUUUGAGGUGGACAACCCAUGCAUGAACAAGGAGAGCACCCAAAGCCAACACAGAACGGCCAUGGCUGCCAUCGGGAUGCUGCCUGCUUUUCUCACAGCUAAUUGUCCCCUUCAAACUUUUGUUUUAUUUGUGCAGGGCGAGCUAUUACAGAAAGGGCGGCCGAGCCAUGUUGCCAGUGAAAUGGAUGCCACCCGAAGCCUUCAUGGAGGGCAUCUUCACAUCUAAGACAGACACGUGGUCAUUUGGCGUGCUGCUGUGGGAGAUCUUCUCUCUGGGCUACAUGCCGUAUCCGAGUCGCAGUAACCAGGAAGUGCUGGAGUUUGUUACCAACGGAGGGAGAAUGGACCCGCCUAAAAACUGUCCUGGGCCAGUGUACCGCAUUAUGACCCAGAGCUGGCAGCACCAGCCUGAAGACAGACCCAACUUCUCUACCAUUCUGGAGAGACUGGACUACUGCUUACAGGACCCCGAUGUGGUGACCAUGCCUCUGCCUGUCGAGUACGGGCCUGUUCCUGAGGAGGAGGAACAAGUACCCACGCACCCUGAGGACCCCCCGGUUCCGACGGUUCUCCUGAAUGCCCAGGUGCCUGAUGGGGAGGCUUCGCAGCAGCCCCCAUCCUAUCCAACAGAGGACAGGAGAGGAGGAGGGGAGCACGCGGUCUUGACCAGCGCAGCUUCGGAGGCCAAAGCACAGACCUCCGCUCCGUCCCAGCCGUGCAUUCACCAGCCUCAGAUGCAGACCUCUGUGACGACAACCAACACAGUCACCUCAGCAGCCCAGUCCACCCUCACUGCCAAGGGACCUCACGCUACAGCCCAGCCCAGCUCAGAGGGGGGGCAUAUAAACCUGGCAUUCACCCAGGGUCACCCCCAGGAGAAGGAGGGCCACGGAGGGAAAAACACCAGCCUGUGGAAUCCCACGUACGGCUCGUGGUUCCUGCAGCAGCAGAGGAAGCAGCAGCAGCAGCAGAGACAGGGAGGGGUGGGCGGACCGGGGGGCAGCGCAGGCAGGGUGCCCGGCGAGGGGCAGGAGCACGUGGGCCGGACUGUCGCUGAAGUGGCGGGCUCACUGGGUCUCCAGCACAAGCAGUUUCAGCAUCAGCUCCAGCAGCAACACCAGCUGCAGCUGCUGCACCAUCAACAGCAGCAGCAGCAGCAGCAGGGUCUCUGCAGGCCGCUGCUGCCUCCCCCACCCCCUCCUGCUGCCCAGUCACCUCUGCUCUUGGAUUCAACGGCCUUGCCCCCGGUUCCCCUGUACCGGCUGAGACGGUUCCCCUGUGGGAACAUCGGAUACGGCUACCAGGAGCCAGGCCACCCACUGGACGCCAUGCCCCAGCAGGGCACCUCUGUACCACCCUCGGCGGCCCACCAGAGGGGGGUCCCCAUGCCCGCCCCGAUGACCCUGGCCCGCGCAGGUUUACCCGAGGACAGCCGGCCGCUGCUCGUUACCAUGGGGACAGUGCAGGACACAAGGCUGCCCAGGAUGGAGGGCCACAACGCCACCGUGCUUUAGCCCAGAGGCAUGAAUGCCCCUCAGAUUCGGUUCUAUUUUUCUUGUGACAGAACCUCUCUCUGAAACGGACCUUUUACAGGACAAUCCCCCCCUGGAGACUUUAAGCACAUAAAAAAAAAAGCUAUGAGAGGUGGACAAAGAAGAAAAUACAGACUAUAAGAAUUUUAAGUCUUAAAAAAAAUGUAUUUUUUCAUUGCGGCGAGUAAAGCGAGGAGGAAUCCUGCAGAGUCUGACUUUCUUUACGUUUAUGGCUGGAAGGACUUUAAGGAGGAGAAUCUUUUUAUUUUACCAGACGGAUGUUUUCGACACAAGCGCUGGUGGCCCAACGCUGCCAGUCGACUGCAGAACCAGAACCACUGGUUCUUCUCAACAGGGAGCACAGCUGUGGUAAAGAACCUAUCAGACUCUUUUUCAAAAACCAUAAACUGAAUUACCAGAUAAAUUUAUACUGGGGGAAAAAAAACUGGAGCAUAAAAAAAAAA
Fundulus heteroclitus (mummichog) is the source of this 2208-nucleotide messenger RNA. RefSeq names its product ALK tyrosine kinase receptor-like. The record is from RefSeq and is a predicted model, not a curated record. Bases 380 to 1726 code for a protein of 448 amino acids. NCBI's taxonomy places the organism in Eukaryota, Metazoa, Chordata, Actinopteri, Cyprinodontiformes, Fundulidae. The transcript is spliced from 4 exons. Gene Ontology annotation, cellular component: signaling receptor complex. Gene Ontology annotation, molecular function: ATP binding; transmembrane receptor protein tyrosine kinase activity. Gene Ontology annotation, biological process: multicellular organism development; protein phosphorylation; positive regulation of kinase activity.